GAUAUAUCGAUCCUAUAUGAAAAAGGUAAAAAGUAUACUUCGCAACGUCUUGUAUUUUGUGCAUUUUCAUAAGCGAAAGUCUGUUAAUAAUUAAAAUUGUUGCUGUCAUCGUGAAAAAUAAGGAUAUAUUCAACUGCUGUGAAUAUAGUAUUUCGCAAAGUAUACAUUAGAAUUGUUUAGCUUCUCAUUAAGAUACAUAAUCUGAAGAUAUGGAUAUCGUUAACCAGAGUGAAGACGGAGAAAUCAAGAAGAGCUUAUCGAAGGAUAUAGGCGGUUACAGCAAAGUGGACAGAAUACGAGGAUCUAUUCUGAGAAACGCAAUUCCGAGUAAGAAAGAGACAAAUUUAACAGCGAGACACAAUGAUAGUAACAUUGACGGCGACGAUUUUAAUUAUCUUACUUAUUACCAUUAUAUUACGACAGAAAUCGAACUAUCCACCAGGUCCCUUUGCGUGGCCAUUUGUUGGGAAUACAUAUUAUCUUAAAAAAUUGUCAAAAAAACUUGGCGGACAACACUUAGCCUUUUUGGAACUCAGCAAGCAAUAUAAUAGCGAUAUCAUUAGUUUACGAUUAGGUGGCAAUGAUACGAUUGUUGUUUCAAACAGUAAACUCAUACACGAAAUACUUAACAAAAGAGAGUAUGAUGGACGUCCUUGGAAUGAGUUCAUAAAGUUACGUAACAUGGGAAUGAAAAAAGGGAUCACAAUGAAUGAUGGUUCGGAUUGGAAUAUAUUACGUACUUGGUCAAUAUGUACUCUGAAGAAAAUUGGUUUCGUUAAACAAGAAAUGAUGCAACUUCUUUUGGAUGAACUGGUACUUAUCAUGGAAAAACUAAAAGAUGGUGGUGUGCAACAUAUACAAACAGUAAUCGCACCUAGUGUAAUAAAUGUUCUCUGGACUCUAAUCACAGGAAAAAGAGUCUCUGAAGAUCAGUCAAGAUUACAAAUUUUGUUAGACUUGAUGACUCGUCGCUCGCAGAAGUUUGAUAUGUCUGGUGGGAUUUUAUCCAGUUUCCCUUGGCUACGUUUCAUCGUUCCUGAAAUCUCAGGAUAUAAAAUCCUUGUCACAUUAAACAAUGAACUUAAGAACUUGUUAAUGGAAACUAUUAAUGAACAUAAACAAAAGUAUGUCGAAGGAAAAGAAAAAGAUUUUAUCGAUGCGUUUCUCCACGAGAUGUUCGCACAACAGUACAAGGACGUGUUUUCAGAUGAUAAUCUCAUUGUAACAUUGCUGGAUCUUUUCUUCGGUGGAAUAAAGACUACAACGGCAACAUUGGAGUUUCUCUUUUUGCAAAUAGUCAAUCACCAGGACGUACAACGCAAAGUGCACGAGGAGAUCGACGUUGUAAUCGGUCCUAAUAGAUAUCCUAUUUUGGAAGAUGGAAUAAAAAUGCCUUUUACGAAGGCUGUACUUGUCGAGGCUCAACGUAUGUGGCUCGUUACACCUGUAAUUGGCCCACGACGUGUUCUUCAUGACACAAUCCUUGGAGGUUACACAAUACCAAAGAAUACCACCGUGUUAAUGAAUGUUUUUCACAAUAAUAUGAAUCCAGAAUUAUUUCCUGAUCCGACUUCAUUUAAGCCUGAAAGGCAUUUAAAGGAAGAUGGUACUUAUCGAAUGGACGAAAAUAUCAUAUUAUUUGGAAAAGGAAAAAGAAGAUGUCCCGCUGAAGCAUUUGCAAAAAAUGCUUUGUUCCUGUUAUUUAUCAGCAUAAUGCAAAAGUAUCGUUUACUUCCAGUACCGGGUGAAAAAUCCAUUAAGGCAGAGUUUACCAGUGGAUUGAUAAUUGCACCAAAACCUUACGAAGUGUUAAUUGUUCCCCGAUAAUAUUGCCUUAUAUCACAAAUAUUUUCAACCUAAUAUUUAUAUAUAUUUAUAUUAUAU
Messenger RNA from Camponotus floridanus (Florida carpenter ant), 1884 nucleotides. RefSeq names its product probable cytochrome P450 305a1. Bases 361 to 1827 code for a protein of 488 amino acids. Gene Ontology annotation, molecular function: oxidoreductase activity, acting on paired donors, with incorporation or reduction of molecular oxygen, reduced flavin or flavoprotein as one donor, and incorporation of one atom of oxygen; iron ion binding; heme binding. The transcript has 9 exons. Lineage: Eukaryota; Metazoa; Arthropoda; Insecta; Hymenoptera; Formicidae. Gene Ontology annotation, biological process: xenobiotic metabolic process. The record is from RefSeq and is a predicted model, not a curated record. Gene Ontology annotation, cellular component: intracellular membrane-bounded organelle; cytoplasm.